Chenopodium quinoa (quinoa) is the source of this 2525-nucleotide messenger RNA. Its product is annotated as probable glycosyltransferase At3g07620. Gene Ontology annotation, molecular function: glycosyltransferase activity. Bases 560 to 2341 code for a protein of 593 amino acids. The transcript has 5 exons. NCBI's taxonomy places the organism in Eukaryota, Viridiplantae, Streptophyta, Magnoliopsida, Caryophyllales, Amaranthaceae. The record is from RefSeq and is a predicted model, not a curated record.
AAGGAACAAAAGCAUCACGCGUUGGCUACCCUCUCGUACUCUCGUGGGAAAAUUAAAUUUCCUUUCCUUAACGACACCAGACACAAAAGUUCUAGUCAUUAUGAAAUGUCAGAUUCCAAUUAUUAAUUAAAAAAAAAAAAAAACCAUAGGUUAAAAAAUUAAACACUCAAAUACUUCGUACUGGUAUAAUAUAAAGUUAAAUCAUGGACCAACCUUUGGCUUUGCCCCAAAACCCCAAACUAGUUAUAGUCAGCUCAACACUCUUCUUAGUCUUCUAACACUCCAAUUUGGAAAAUUCUACAACAUUUUCUCUCUCCAAAUUUCAUUACUGUACAUUAAAUUCUCUCAAACUUUCUCUAUCACUUUCUUACCAUAAAAAUUCAGAUCAAAAUUCCUCUGUUUUCCUCUGUUUUUCAUUGAUUCUUGCUCAAGUUUAUACUGGAUGCUGAGCAACAUCAUGAGCUCCUCAUUGUUAAACAAAACAAAGGAAUUUUGUGAGGAACAACAGUACUGAAAUCUUCUGGUACAUUUCUGUGGUUGGGAUUCAAUUCAUUAUAAUAUGGGAGCUGAUUUGCUAAAAGCCUUUCAAGUGGAAACUAGAAGAUUGCUUUGGCUAAUUGGUCUGGUGUUUAUAACUGUUAUAUUAUUCCAGUUUAUUGAAUUUCCAAAGGGUAGUGCUUUAUGGUCCUUAUUUUCUCGGGGUGAAGGCCCCAUGUCAAAGGACCUUAGCCUUCUUGGUGAGAACUCGACAUCCUUAUCAAGCAACGUGAGUUCACCGAGUGUUGGAAAUACAAGCAUUAUAUCUGAAGACAGGAACAAUUCUUUGGCAGUGGGACUUGAUGAAGGCCGAAAUGGUUCUCAUAUCUUGGAGAAUCCUGAUCCUGGCAAUAUAAUUGAUCGUAAUUCUUCAUCCAUUGACACUCUGAAAGGACUUGCUUUGCCACCGGAAGAUAAUGGGAAUUUAAGUUUGGCCCCAAUAGAACCUCCAGUUGCACCAUUAAUUUUACCACAUAAUGUACCUCCUAAUUUAAGUAUGGAAUUAAGCACUCCACCGCCACUGCUACUGCCACCGCCACCUCCACCUCUAGUUCAUGCAUCAGAUAAGAAGCCAAAGUCCAAAAUAUUUGAAAAGGAGGUCCUUACAUUGUCAGACAUGAGUGAGGAGUUGAUCCAAAAUUAUUUAUCACCUUCUACAAUGGUACCGCGAUGGUCAUCAAAAGUAGAUAAGGAUUUAGUACUUGCAAAACAACUGAUUGAGAAUGCACCUCCCUUGAAGGAUGGACUCUAUGUUCCAUUAUAUCGUAAUGCAAGCAUGUUUAAGAGGAGCUACGAGUUGAUGGAGCAGAUGCUUAAAGUCUACAUCUACAAGGAAGGUGACAGGAGAAUAUUCCACAGGCCACCACUUGAGGGAAUAUAUGCUUCCGAAGGAUGGUUUAUGAAACAGAUGGAAUCAAACCGGCAUUAUGUCACCAAAAGACCCAGGGAAGCACACCUCUUUUACCUUCCUUUCAGUUCUCUGCAGUUGGAGGAGGCUUUGUACGUGCCCAAUUCACAUAGCCACAAAAACCUUAUACAGCAUUUAAGGGAGUAUGUGAGUAUGAUAUCAACAAAGUACCCCUAUUGGAAUAGGACUGAGGGUGCAGAUCACUUCUUUGUUGCUUGCCAUGAUUGGGCUCCAUCUGAAACAAAGCGGAUAAUGGCUAAUUGCAUUAGAGCUUUAUGCAAUGCUGAUGUCAAAGAAGGAUUCAAAUUUGGCAAGGAUGUAUCCCUCCCUGAAACAUAUGUACGAAAAGCACGAAAUCCUUUAAGAGAUAUAGGAGGAAAACCUCCUUCCAAGAGGAAAACCUUAGCUUUCUAUGCUGGAAAUAUGCAUGGUUACCUCCGGCCACUUCUUUUACAAUCUUGGGGCAACAAUAUUGAUCCUGACAUGAAAAUAUUCGGUAGCAUGCCACGUUCUAAGGACAAUCGAAACUACAUCAACUACAUGAAAACCAGCAAGUAUUGUAUCUGUCCUAGAGGGUACGAAGUCAAUAGUCCACGAGUUGUCGAGGCCAUUUUCUAUGAAUGUGUCCCGGUGAUCAUAUCAGAUAACUUCAUUCCUCCAUUUUUCGAGACAUUGAAUUGGGAGUCAUUUGCUGUGUUUGUGGCCGAGAAAGAUAUACCAAAUUUGAAGAACAUCCUUCUUUCAAUACCAGAAAAGACAUUUUUUCGAAUGCAUAUGAGGGUUAAAAAGGUACAGCAGCAUUUCUUGUGGCAUCCUAAACCUCUCAAGUAUGAUUUGUUUCAUAUGAUUCUUCACUCAAUUUGGUAUAACAGAGUUUUUCAAUUUAGACCUAAAUGAUUUAUUUAUGUUAACAGGUAUGGAAAGUUUCCAACAUUAGUUUGUUGUUUGUAUUAUUUUUUGUAAUGUUUUUGGUAGAGGUUGCUAAUUCUUUAUUUAUUUGUUCAAUUAAUGUAUAUAAUUUGUGUUAAGAUAAAGAAACUUUGUAAUUGUAAACUUGAAAUAAUUUAGUUCAUUGAUACUA